Molecule: messenger RNA, 1419 nt
Organism: Metopolophium dirhodum (rose-grain aphid)
Lineage: Eukaryota; Metazoa; Arthropoda; Insecta; Hemiptera; Aphididae
Product: E3 SUMO-protein ligase ZBED1-like
Exons: 4
Coding region: 1-1419 (472 amino acids)
Molecular function (GO): protein dimerization activity
Source: RefSeq, a predicted model, not a curated record
AUGGACCUUGAUGAAAAUCUUGUAGAUGAUCCUGCUAGUCACGACCCUCCAGUAGAAGCAUUAAAUGUUCCUGGUUCGAGUGGUGUUAAUAAUACUUCAACAAAUACUACCCGCAUCCAAAGUAACAUUAUGAGUUUUAUGCAUAGUAAAAAACCUAUCUCAAUGAGUAGAUCUAAGGAAAUUGAUGAACAAGUGACAAAAAUGAUAGAAAUCAAUCAUAAAGUUGUGGCUGUUGUAACUGACAAUGCAGCAAAUAUGGUUUCUGCAGUACGUCAGUUACAUUUUCGACACCUUGGAUGUUUUGCUCAUUCCAUCAAUCUCGUUGUUCAAAACUCACUAGCAAACAUUUCAGAAAUAGUUUCAAAAGUAAAAAAAAUAGUCGAAUUUUUCAAACGCAGCAGUAACGCAUUAACAAAACUCCAAUCAACACAAGCUCAAAUGGGUUUACCUUUAUUAAAAUUGAAACAAAAUUGUGUGACGAGAUGGAACUCGACGUAUGAUAUGUUGAAGAGAAUUAUUUGUAUAAAAGAUGCUGUAAUUUCAACAUUAGCUCUAUUACAAAGUAGUAUUGAUACUUUGACUCCAGAAGAAUGGGAUACAGUUGAUAAAGCUAUUCUAAUAUUACAAAUUUUUAAUGAGGUUACAAUAGAAGUUAGCUCAGAAAAAACCGUAUCCAUAUCAAAAAAAAUAGUUCUAGUUAGUUCCAUGACAGCAACUGUAAAUACUUAUGUUAACGAUAUAUCUUUGCCCUAUGCAGUUCAUCAAAUGGCAGUUUCACUGAAAAGUGAACUACAAAAACGGUUUAAAGACAUUGAAGAGAUUGAAAUUGUGGCACAAGCAUCAAUCUUGGACCCUCGAUUUAAAAAAUAUGGAAACAUUCAAUUGCCGUCAACACCAUCUAACAACCUCGAACAAACACCAACAACUUCAACAUCACAACCUCCAAGAUCUCUGUUAUGGAAAAUGUAUGAAGAUAAAGUUGAGCAAUUCAAAUCCACAGUGUCAUCAACUGCAGCAGGAAUAAUAGAGUUGGAUAAAUACCUCGGAGAAACAUUAACUGACCGUAAAGAUGAUCCGUUAAAAUGGUGGUACGAACGAAAGCAUAUUUAUCCUCAUCUGUAUGAAUUUGUUAUGAAGCCCUGUGUGACAGCAACCAGUGUUCCAUGCGAGAGAAUAUUUUCAGAAGCUGGACAAAUUAUUACGCAAAAAAGAAAUUGCUUGAACACAAAAAAAGCUUCACAGUUAGUAUUUUUACACAAUAAUAAUAAUCCACUCAAAAAGGACUCGGGUUGUAUCAGCAUGGCAGUAACAACACAACCAGCGGAGGAAUUCUCAAAUAACUUCACUCCAGUAACAACAUUGUCUGAAGAUACUACAGAAAUGACCGUAUGUUCAGAUAUUACGCCUUUAAAAAUCUAA